This is a messenger RNA of Lichtheimia ornata, 2304 nucleotides long. RefSeq lists its product as uncharacterized. Gene Ontology annotation, cellular component: Cul4-RING E3 ubiquitin ligase complex. The transcript has 20 exons. Lineage: Eukaryota; Fungi; Mucoromycota; Mucoromycetes; Mucorales; Lichtheimiaceae. The coding region runs from base 1 to 2304 and encodes 767 amino acids. Gene Ontology annotation, molecular function: ubiquitin protein ligase binding. Gene Ontology annotation, biological process: protein ubiquitination; DNA damage response; ubiquitin-dependent protein catabolic process. The record is from RefSeq and is a predicted model, not a curated record.
AUGUCCUCUCACGAAUACCAAGAUGAGCCAAUUUUCAAACGACCACGCCUCGAAAAUGCCGAUUCAAGUACUGGCAGCGAAAACCGACCAUUCAGUGCAUUCUUCAACUCGGUUCGAAGAUCCAAAAAGCAUCCCGUUCUUUCCGACAAAAAGCUGAUCGUCUACAACCUGAGAGUCGAACGACCCCCAUUACCACAAGGAUAUGAGGAUAAUGCCUGGAAACGACUUGAAGAAGCUAUCCAUGCUAUUCACCAAAAUCAACAGCCCAAAGAGAGUCUCGAAGUGCUAUACCAACUCUGCGAGAACCUCUGUCAAUACAACUUGGGAAUUAAGCUCUGCGACCAAUUGUGUAACGAAUGCAGCAUUUACAUCCAGCAGGAAUUCGCAAACCUAGAGCAAAGUGUCAAUACAAUGGAUGGAAGAUCUUUUCUAACGGCAAUGGAUACAUGGUGGAAGACCUAUUGUAAUCAGCUAUCUCAGAUCCGAGGAAUCUUCUUGUACCUUGAUCGUUCAGUUGUUUCAUCACUACAUGGAUCGCUAUGGAGUCUUGGCAUGAAGCUAUUUGGACGAGAAUACCAACAACAUCAACACAUCCGUGACAAAGUAGUGGAGAAUGCUCUUGUGCUUGUCCAAUGUGAACGUGACGAUAUCAAUGCCGAUUCAUCCUUGCUGCAAUCCUUGCUCCACAUGUUGAUCGAUCUCCAGGUUUAUCAUACUGACUUUGAGCCACGUUUAUUAGCAGAGACAAGGAAAUACUACAGUGAUGAAGGAGACCGCCUUGUCCAAGAAAUGGAUAUGUCUAUUUAUCUUCAGCACGCUGCCCAUCGAUUACACCAGGAAUCCGUACUCCAUAUUAAGAAGUAUUUCGACAAGUCAACCAAGGUACCCCUCAACUCGAUCGUCGAACAAGAGCUUUUGACUAAGCGUGCGGAAGUUAUUCUGGAUAAGAGCUUUGCAUUCUUUAUGGACAACGACUGUGAGGAUGAUCUCUCCAUGCUUUACCGCCUAUUACGCAAAGUGAAUGCUCUGGAUUUGUGCGUCAAGCAUUUCCGUGAAUAUGUAAAGAAGGAAGGCAUAUCCAUACUCCAAAAGAAACGAGGUGUUGCGGACCGUGAAGUGAUUUCAAUGAUCCUCAGCUUCAAGAAAAAGACCGAUAUCAUCAUGGGUCACAGCUUUGAAGGCGACGAGCGAUUUGCAGAGGCACGGCGAGAUGGAUUUGACUAUUUUAUCAAUUUCAAAGAGAAUCGCACAACGAGAUUAUUGGCAGCCUAUACCGAUUACCUAUUGAGAAACUAUGAUCGGAUGGAUGAACAUCAAAUGGAAAAGGGUCUGGAGCAAGGAAUCGGUUUAUUCAGAUAUUUGCGAGGCAAGGACGUUUUCCAGUCAAUCUAUCGUCGGGAUCUUUCAAAACGAUUGCUGUUGGAUAUGAAGAGCAGGAAUGCCGAGAAAAACAUGUUGACAAAGCUAAGAAAAGAAUGUGGAUUGGCUUACACCAGUCAGCUCGAAGGCAUGUUACGGGACAUCAAGCAUUCGCAUGACCUCAUGAACGAGUUCAAGUCACUGCCAGAAGGCCGAGCUAUCCCAUUCAAUUUCAAAGCAAACAUACUCACAUAUGGAUUCUGGCCAUCUUAUACACCUGUGGAAAUCAACCUGCCACCUGAAUUUGCGGAUGUGGAGCGUCGAUAUCAAGAGUUUUACAAUACAAAGUUCUCGGGUCGAAAGCUUACAUGGCAGAAUUCAUUGGGUGUGUGUGAUGUCACGGCGAAUUACCCCAAAGGGACGAAGGAAUUGACAUUGACCCUGCUACAAACGGUGGUAGUAUUACUAUUUAACGACCCAUCGAUGGAAUCACUUAGCUUUCGAAAUAUCUUUGAAGCAACGAAUCUUGAUGAGCUUGAAUUGCGACGCACACUCAAAUCUUUGGCAUGUGGUGAUCAAAAGUUGCUAAGGAAAUCGCCCGAUACUGAAGAUGUGGAUGAUACCGACACCUUUACCUAUAACGAAGACUAUACAGCAUCUACCCAGCGCAUACGAAUGAAUACUGAAAAGCUCAAAGAAGUGAUUGACAGCAAUGCCAACGUCCCUCGGGCUGUGCUCAUGAAUCGUGAAAACCAGGUGGAUGCUGUCAUAGUGAGAAUCAUGAAAUCCAAGCGGCAAUUAAGUCAUGGUGCGCUAUUGAGUGACGUGGUGCGACAAAUCCAAUUUCCCAUUACGGCCAAAGACUUUAAAAAGCGUAUCGAGUAUCUCAUUGAAAAACAAUACCUGGCACGGGGUGACAACGACAUUUAUGAAUACCUCGAGUAA